AUGGCCCCAACAGCCCCCACAAAGCGCAAGACCCUCCGCGCAAAAGCAACAGAGCGCCUCGCCAACCCCCUCGCCCCGCGCAAGGUGCACCGGCCCUCGGCACAGGUCUCGGACAGCUUCAUCGAGUCGAAGCGCGACAAGCGGCUGAUCAAGCACUCGUCCUUCGUGUCCCGCAUCUCCAAGCCCGCCGCCAAGACGCCCACCCAGCGCAAGAACCUCAAGCGCCGCGAGAAGCACCGCCAGGCCCAGGCCGCCACCAGCCUCGCCGCCCUGUCCGACGCCCUGCCGACCCUGACGCGCGACGAGGUCGAGGCUGGUGAGACCGAGGCCGCGGGGCGGAUCCGGCACAAGUCGCUGAAGAGCACGCCUGGUGCCCUGCGCAAGAAGGAGCGUCUUGUGCGUGGCGAGAUGGAGCGCUUCGGUAUGAGUCUUGCGCAGCUCAGCACGGUCAAGGAGCAGCCUGUGGCGCAGCAGCAGGUGGAGAUGGAUGUUGAGCAGAAGGACGGCGAGGAGGAGAACCGUGCGCCUUUGCAGAGCACCGCGAACCGGUUCGCUGCUCUGAGGGGAUUUAUCUCUGCUACGAUGGAGCAGAACCCGGCUUUCUCGCGACAAAAUGGUCUUGCUGGAAAAGCAACUUGA
Molecule: messenger RNA, 639 nt
Organism: Diaporthe amygdali
Lineage: Eukaryota; Fungi; Ascomycota; Sordariomycetes; Diaporthales; Diaporthaceae
Exons: 2
Coding region: 1-639 (212 amino acids)
Biological process (GO): maturation of SSU-rRNA from tricistronic rRNA transcript (SSU-rRNA, 5.8S rRNA, LSU-rRNA)
Cellular component (GO): 90S preribosome; nucleolus; preribosome, small subunit precursor
Source: RefSeq, a predicted model, not a curated record